Molecule: messenger RNA, 3714 nt
Organism: Pogoniulus pusillus (Red-fronted tinkerbird)
Lineage: Eukaryota; Metazoa; Chordata; Aves; Piciformes; Lybiidae
Product: glutamate-rich protein 3-like
Exons: 13
Coding region: 1-3714 (1237 amino acids)
Biological process (GO): signal transduction
Cellular component (GO): membrane
Source: RefSeq, a predicted model, not a curated record
AUGUGGUUUGCUCCCAGCUACAACAGCCUCACAGACAAGCACCUGGCUGGCUAUUUCAGAAACACCAGGGUCAGACGGCAGCUGCAGAGAUCAGGACUGAUCUCAAGGAGUGGAAGGAUCAUCUCUGAGAAGGAGUACCAGAGAAAUGAAAUCAGGAAGAACCACCUGCGACACCUGGAGGAGUGCCUGGUUCAUGCCAUGCUCCAAAAGGUCCUCGACUUGCAGCAUCGGCAGCAGGUGGAGAAGAGGAAGAUGGGAAAUUCUGUGAGAAUGGAGAAGUGGGAGAAAAUCAAGAUGGAAGGCUCCAGGUGGUUAGUGGAAGCUGCCAGCCCUGCCUGUGUCCCACGGCCACCGCUGCGUGCCAGAAACCUCCCUGAGCUGCAGCUUGCAGUGCUUGGACGAGCUGCUGCUCAGUCCCACCUGGCCUCCCGUCGACUGAGCACAACUCCUGUGAAUGGCCAGCAGCUGCUCUGCCUCCCGCCCCUUGGCAGCUGUGCAGCGGCAGGGGCUGCACCCAGGACCCGCGGCUCUAAAGAGGAGUGCCGUGCACGUGGGCACGAGGAGGUUGUGACCGGGCAGAGGAUGGGCCCGAGGCUUGUGAAGGCGAAGGAGAACGUGAGCGGCAGACCUGCGUGUCACAUCCCUCUGCUCGGCCAUUAUGGGAUGCCAGUGCCACCUCCUCACCUGCCACCGGAGCCCAAAAGCGAAGCUGCCAGGAGCAACGGGAUGCCCAGCUGGAGACGCCUUCGUCCCAUGGCAGCCCCGAACGGGCAGCUGCCAACAGGGUUUUUCCUGGAACUGUUGCGCAUGCCUGCUAAUCCUCCUGGGGUUCUCUCUGGUGGUCGUGAGGCUGAAGAGCCUGGAGGGCUGCACAAGCCCUCUGUGCACAGCAACGUGCUCGUGACCAUGGUCUUCCUGGGCAAGCCUCUGCACUUGGCUCACGGUGACAGCAGCUUCAGGGACAAGAUCCAAGUCUACCAGCAGCACCGUGGAGGAGAAAACCUUUGUGUGUACAAAGGCCUGCUGCUGGAAGGAGAGAGCUUUCAGCUGACCUCCAGGAGGCACCGUGGCUUCCCCUUCAGCCUCACCUUCUAUCUCAAUGGGCUGCAAGUGGACAGGUUGAGCUGCUGCUGCGAGUUCCAGCUGCAGAGGCGUUCCCGGCUGGGGGGCAGGCGGGGAUCCUUUGGCUUUGUCCACGUGGAGGGAGCAUCUCCUUGCCACAGGUGCACAGUGGCAAAGCAUGUGGGCAAAAAGCCAUCCCCUGCCAGGAAGAGAGAGGAGAAGCCCGAGGCAGAGCCUGUGGCUUCCUGGGGAGAUGGAGUGCAGAGGGAGCCAAGUCAAGAGGCUGAAGCAAGGGGAGCGGAGCCUGCUGCAGGAGUGGCCCCUGGGGGGCAGAUGGAGGGGACAGAGAGCAAGGCAGCAUGGGGAGAGCAGGCACCUGGGGCAGAGGAAGUGGCAGGGGCACAGCUGGGCAGGGAGGUGGCUGCAGCCAUGCCUGAGGGGAAAGAGCUGCACGGGGAGGUGGCUGAGGCAGGAGAGGCCGCGGAGGAGACUCUGGGAGUGAGAGGGCCUGCAGGGAAGAAGGUGGUGGGUGAGAUGGUGUCUGAGGCAGAGGGCCCAGUGGAGGAGAAGGACCCUGUGGAGAAGGCAGAGAGCCUGGUGGAGGAGGCAGAAGACACUGUGGAGGAGGCAGAGAGCCUGGUGGAGGAGGCAGAGGACACUGUGGAGGAGGCAGAAGACACUGUGGAGGAGGCAGAGAGCCUGGUGGACGAGGCAGAGGACACUCUGGAGGAGGCAGAACACACUGUGGAGGAGGCAGAGAGCCUGGUGGAGGAGGCAGAGGACACUGUGGAGGAGGCAGAGAGCCUGGCAGAGGACAAUGUGGAAGAAGCAGAGAGCUCUGGAGACGAGGCAGAGAGCCUGCUGGAGGAAGCAGAGAGCCUCAUGGAAGAGGCAGAGGACACUGUGGAGGAGGCAGAGAGCCUCGUGGAGGACGCAGAGGGCACUGUGGAGGAGGCAGAGGACAAUGUGGAGGAAGCAGAGAGCCUCAUGGAAGAGGCAGAGGACACUGUGGAGGAGGCAGAGAGCCUCGUGGAGGACGCAGAGGGCACUGUGGAGGAGGCAGAGGACAAUGUGGAGGAAGCAGAGAGCCUCAUGGAAGAGGCAGAGGACGCUGGAAAGGAAGCAAUGGGCCCUGAUGAGGAGACAGAGGGCCCUGAGAGGGAGGAGGAGGCAGAGGAGCAUGGGCAGGAGGCAGAAGAGCCUGGGGACGAGGCAGAGGGCCCUGGGGAGGAGACAGAAGGCCCUGUUAGGGAGCCAGAGGAGCACGGGGAUGAGGCAGAGGGCCCAGGGAAGGAGGCAGAGUGCCCUAAGGAGGAGGCACAGAGCAGUGUGGAGAAGGCAGAGGAUGGUGGGAAGGCGGCAGAGGGCCCUGGGGAGGAGGCAGAGGGCUUUGAGGAGAAGGCAGAGUGCAAUGGAGAGGAGGCAGAGGAGCCGGGGGAUGAGGCAGUGGGCCCAGAGGAGGAGGCAGAGGGCACCGUGGAUGAGACAAAGAGCUUGGUGGAGGAGGCAGGGAGCCCGGUGGAGGAGGCAGGGAGCCCAGUGGAGGAGGUAGAGGACCCUUUGAAGGAGGCUGAGUACAAUGUGGAGGAUGCAGAGGAGCCGGGGGAAGAGGCAGAGGGUCUGGUAGAGGAGGCAGAGGAGGUGGUGGAAGAGGCAGAGUGCAGUGUAGAGGAGGCAGAGAGCCCAGAGGAGGAGGCAGAGGGGCCUGGGGAGAACGUAGAGAGCUCGGUGGUGGAGGAAGAGGACCCUUUGAAGGAGGAAGAGUGCAGUGUGCAGGAGGCAGAGGGCCCUGGGGAGGAUGCAGAGGAUCCGGGGGAAGAGGAAGAGGGCCCUAGAAGGGAGGCAGAGGGCCCUGAGGAGGAGGCAGAGGGUACUGUGGAGGAGUCAAAGGACCCUUUGAAGGAGGCAGAGUGCAGUGUGGAGAAGGUAGAGAGCCCUGUGGAAGAGACAAAGGGCCCCGUCAGGGAGCCAGAGGGCCAUGGGGAGGAGGCAAAGAGCAGUGUGGAGGAGACAGAGGGCCCAGUGGAGGAGGCAGAGUGCUGUGGGGAGGAGGCAGAGGGAGGUGGGGAUGAGGCUGAGGAUGCUGGGGACGAGGCUGAGGGUGGUGGGGAGGAGGCAGAGGGUGCUGGGGAGGAGGCAGAGGGCACUGGGGAUGAGGCUGAUGGCCCUGGGGAGGAGGCAGAGGAGCAUGGGCAGGAGGCAGAGGGCCCUGGGGAGGAGGCAGAGGAGCAUGGGGAGAAGGGAGACGACCUGGUGCUGAAGGCAGAAGAGCCUGGGGACGAGGCAGAGGGCCCUGGGGAGGAGACAGAGGGCCCUGGGGAGGAGACAGAAGGCCCUGUUAGGGAGCCAGAGGAGCACGGGGAUGAAGCAGAGGGCCCAGGGAAGGAGGCAGAGUGCCCUAAGGAGGAGGCACAGAGCAGUGUGGAGGAGACAGAGGUCCCAGUGGAGGAGGCAGAGGGCCCUGGGGAGGAGGCAGAGGGAGGUGGGGAUGAGGCUGAGGGUGCUGGGGAGGAGGCUGAGGGUGGUGGGGAGGAGGCAGAGGGGCAUGGGGACGAGACUGAGGGUGGUGGGGAGGAGGAGGCAGAGGGCACUGGGGACGAGGCUGAGGGUGCUGGGGACGAGGCUGAGUUCUUACUAAGUUCACCUCAAUAA